GCAUAAAUAGGGCCUGUCCAAGAGACGGCGAGGGAACAGCGGCCACCAGAAGGAUUUCUUCGGUUUUUUUUAGGAAUUUUUAGUUGACAACAAACGAAUGGAGUUAAGAAUGAUGUGAAGUCAGUGAUGAACAAAAAAAUCUACCUCACCACGCGACUUUCAAACUUGUAAAGACCAAGUCAAGCAUACAGGGAGAUAACCCAUCAAGAACGGCACAUUAAGACUGCCAGCCACCAACUCUUGUAGAACGUUUGUCAGGCACACUAAGACUGUCAGCCACCAACUCUUGUAGAACGUUUGUCAGGCACACUAAGACUGUCAGCCACCAACUCUUGUAGAACGUUUGUCAGGCACACUAAGACUGUCAGCCACCAACUCUUGUAGAACCUUUGUAAAAUGUCUCCAGCCUAUUGUACAUCCGUGUUUCUCAUGUGGUCCCUCAACAUCUUGCUACCAAUAGUCCUCACACAGGAGCCGGGCGAGUUCUUCAAUACUCUGCACCUGACCACAGACGAGGACGUGAAACAACGGACCAGCCACCCGGCCAGACUCGAUGACCUACCCCAGGCCAGCCAGCACCGCCUUGAGGCCAUUCUCCAGGGCAAAUUCCUCUCCGAUGCAGACGGCAGUCUACAAGACAGCGGCGCUCUACGGGAAGACAAGCGAGUUUUUUGCAACGGAUUCUCAGGUUGUGGCGGUCGAUUUAGGGGCAGAAGGCGCCAAAAGAAUGCAGCAGAAGUAAGAAAGCGGUUACAGCACCCGAAAGUCAGCAAACGUCCAUUUUGUAACUCUUACGGUUGUAACAACGGCGGCAAGAGGAUUAGCGAAAUCCCUUCAGAACUGGGCGAUGACGUCACAUGGAGAGACGGGUCGGACGCGGAGUUGCCGACAAGAUUUAAAAAACUCUUCUGUAACGGCUACGGUGGCUGCCAGAAUAUGGGGAAGAGGAUUCUCCUUCUUCCCGUCAACAGUCCAGUCCGAGAUUCGAACCCUAACCCUUUCCUACCACCACCAGUCAACGACGUCAGUGGCCAGUUAGAGAAACGCUUCUGGUCUGGCGGCUAUGAGGAUGAUAUGAACCAGUUAGUGCAAAGCUGAGUGCUAGCAGCCUGCCCGUCUAUGGAGCAACCAAGCAAGAAAUAUUGGUGGUCCAAAGUAGAGAAUUUUCUUUUUCGGAUGGCUUUACGGUACAGUCAGGGAGGGGUUGCUAAUGCAAUGGGGGAGUGAAAUUGUUUCAAAAUAUGUUCACAUUUAACUGGACUAGUUAUUUCAUUCAUAAUUCUUGUGAUGAAAAAAGAAAUCUAUUAAAAUUGACUUUAUAGAACU
Messenger RNA from Physella acuta, 1326 nucleotides. RefSeq lists its product as uncharacterized. Lineage: Eukaryota; Metazoa; Mollusca; Gastropoda; Physidae. The record is from RefSeq and is a predicted model, not a curated record.